This is a messenger RNA of Canis lupus familiaris (dog), 2359 nucleotides long. It is a transcript of the gene MTG2, whose product is annotated as mitochondrial ribosome associated GTPase 2. Bases 152 to 1303 code for a protein of 383 amino acids. Gene Ontology annotation, molecular function: GTPase activity; GTP binding; magnesium ion binding. Gene Ontology annotation, cellular component: mitochondrion. The record is from RefSeq and is a predicted model, not a curated record. Lineage: Eukaryota; Metazoa; Chordata; Mammalia; Carnivora; Canidae. The transcript is spliced from 7 exons.
GGGGCUUGGCCGCCUCUUCCGCUCACGCGCGCUGGCUGGGAAGGCCCUGCGCAGGCGCGGCCGUGCCGGGAGGGGCGGGGGCUGCCCCGGAAGUGGUCUCGCGGCCCAGGACCAGGCGCCGGAUGUGACGUACCCUUCCGAAGCGGGAGCCAUGGUGCCUUCGAGGCUUCUUUCAGUAGGACCGCGGCCCUUGCUUGGGAGCGUGUGGCGCUGGACUCAGGUCGGGCUGCUCUCGGCCAGCUGUGCAGACUGCGCCAAGCACCAGGAGCCCCCUAGGAAGAAACUGCUCUCCGAGAAAAAACUGAAAAAACAUUUUGUGGACCAUCGCCGAGUGCUCGUCCGAGGGGGCCGUGGCGGCGACGGGGCGAGCUGCUUCCACAGUGAGCCCCGGAAGGAGUUCGGAGGCCCCGACGGUGGUGACGGAGGCAGCGGUGGCCACGUGGUCCUGAGAGCUGACCAGCAAGUCAAGUCGCUGUCCUCAGUGCUGUCGAGGUACCAGGGUUCCCACGGAGAGGCUGGCGGCAGGAAGAACUGCUCUGGACGGAGCGGCACUCUCCUCUACGUCCCGGUCCCUGUGGGCACAUUAGUGAAGGAGGGAAACAAAGUCGUGGCCGACCUGUCAUGCCCGGGCGAUGAGUACGUCGCUGCUCUGGGCGGGGCAGGAGGAAAGGGGAACCGCUUUUUCCUGGCCAAUGACAACCGCGCACCUGUGACAUGCACCCCCGGACAGCCCGGGCAGGAGCGUGUUCUCUUCCUGGAACUCAAGAUGGUGGCCCACGCUGGGAUGGUUGGGUUUCCCAAUGCAGGGAAGUCCUCGCUUCUCCGGGCCAUUUCGAAUGCGAGACCCACCGUGGCUUCCUACCCGUUCACCACCUUAAAGCCCCACGUCGGGAUUGUUCACUGUGAGGACCACCAACAAAUAGCAGUGGCCGACAUCCCGGGCAUCAUCCGGGGCGCGCACCAGAACAGGGGCCUGGGAAGCACCUUCCUCAGGCACAUCGAGCGCUGCCGCUUCCUCUUGUUCAUCGUGGAUCUUUCGGAGCCAGAGCCGUGGACCCAGGUGGAGGACCUGAAGUUCGAGCUGGAGAAGUAUGAAGCGGGCCUGUCCAAGCGACCCCAUGUGGUCGUGGCGAAUAAGAUCGACCUCCCUCAGGCCAGAGCUGCUCUGCCCCAGCUGCGGGCCCGCCUGGGACCAAGCACCGUCAUUGCCCUGUCGGCGGCCACCGGGGAGAACCUGGAGGAGCUGCUGCUGUGCCUGCAGGAGCUCCAUGGCCGGCACGUGGCCGCCGAGCUCAGGUGGUAGCAGCCAGGCUGCCACCAAGGGCGACCGACCCAGCGUCACGGGCUCUGAGCAGAAAGUAGCCUUAAAGGAUCAGCAGCGUCACUGCUUUGCCUCCCACCGUCCCUGGGGCUCGCCCGCCAGCAAACGUCCCAGGACCUCGGAUGACGCACCACCGACAGCCUGCUCCCUGGUGCCUCCCACCCUCAGUCAGCCCCCCGAUGGGCGAGGGCCCCGCAGCCACCACGUUGCGGCUGAGUGGGCCCGACCUGGGUGAGCCGAAUAGGAGUCCGCACCCGGGACCCCGAGGGGAGGCGCAGGCUCCCUGACGCCAGAACCUCCAGUGCUGGCCACUGCAGAGGUCAGCCCGCCCUCCGGAGGGUCGUGAGGGUCGUGAGUGUGCGGGGACAGGGAGCGAGAAAAGCAGGGGCGACGCCUCCUCCUGUUCCCAGACUGCCGUCCUCGGGAGCCGCUGGCUUCACGACUGAAUGCACCCAAUAUCCGACCCGGGCCGCGUGCGGUUAUUAACUGAGGGCGCAGACUUGUGCUUCCCCCACAUGAAGUCUGAGGCUUUGGGCACAUCCCUGGGGGCCCUUAAGGGACGAGGUGGCUGGGGACCUGGGGCAAGCCGGGGAAGGGACUCUGGGCCCCUUGGGGCUUAGUCCCGGGGCCUGGCCACGGGAGGCGCCGGGGGCCGGGCCUGCCUCCGACGAGCUUGCGCCUGAGCUUUCGGGAGCAAUUCUGUUUUGAUCUACCGUCAAAUCUGCAACUACAACAAGAGUCCUUUGCCUGAAGCUUUAUUUUAAUGCCUUAUAAUUUCCGAGGUCCUUGUGUUCUGGAAACCAGAGAUGGGUUUUGCAAUCUCUUUGCUCUCUCCGGGGCCGCCACAAAGGAUUUCGGAGAGCCGGUUAAUUAUCCUGGCCUUUCAUCUCCCGCCGCCCCGCACCGCUGCGCGCAGGGACGACACUGGGUGUCUCCCUGCGUCUGCCCUGCGCUCGGCUGUGCCCCGGCGGCCUCAGGACCUGACCCAGAAGAGGUUCUGGGAAAUAUUGCUGGAAUGAAGAAAGGAAUGGUGUCCGA